Messenger RNA from Fimicolochytrium jonesii, 222 nucleotides. Its product is annotated as ribosomal protein S14p/S29e-domain-containing protein. The transcript has 2 exons. Gene Ontology annotation, cellular component: ribosome; cytosolic small ribosomal subunit. NCBI's taxonomy places the organism in Eukaryota, Fungi, Chytridiomycota, Chytridiomycetes, Spizellomycetales, Powellomycetaceae. The record is from RefSeq and is a predicted model, not a curated record. Gene Ontology annotation, molecular function: zinc ion binding; RNA binding; structural constituent of ribosome. Gene Ontology annotation, biological process: translation. The coding region runs from base 1 to 222 and encodes 73 amino acids.
AUGGCUCACUCUGCUGUUUGGUUCUCCCACCCCCGCAAGUACGGAAAGGGUUCUCGCCAGUGCCGUGUGUGCGCGCACCAGGCCGGUCUCAUCCGCAAGUACAACCUGAACAUCUGCCGUCAGUGCUUCCGCGAGUACUCUAAGGACAUUGGUUUCAUUAAGGUGAGAAAAAGAGUCCGACGGAGGAAUUGCGAAGGCGGGCUAGGAAUUGCGAAGCGGUGA